CAAUGAGCGUUACUGCCGCGCGCAGCUCGUAAAGCCGGCAGCGUCUGCUCUCUGAACGACAGCAAAAGCAAACACCGCCGCUCGGCAGCGAGGCCGCCCUUCAUCUCUGGAGUUGGUGUUUGCCCCGCACAUCAGCCCGGGGGGGAGAGGGCGCCGCGCCGCAAGCUCCGGCCUCCUCCUGCCUUCGCGGGGUUCAUGGUUUCGGGGGCUGGUUUUGCUUUUCGCCGCUCCCCCCGCCGCGCCGGCCCGGCCCGUUUCCGGGUGGCGCCGCCUCCGCCGCCGGCCGCGGCUCCGCGCCGCCUCGGCUGCAGGUGCCCGCCGCGCCGCUCCGCUGCCCGCCGCAGCUCUUCCACUUGCCACCGCCCUGGGGGGAAAGGCUUUGAGAAGAUGGAGAACCAGAGGGGAGCACUCUUGGGAUACAGCCGCUGGGAAGGAGAAGAGGAGGAGGACGAGGAGGAUGGAGUGGCUCCUGGUGCUUCUCCUUCCAGCCAAACGAGUGAACUGGAGGAUGUGCAGGUGGAGAUGCUCGAGAAGGCAAGGGAGCUCUUCCAGCUGUGUGACAAGGACGAGAAGGGCUAUAUCACCAAGGUGGACAUGCAGCGGCUCCAGAAUGAACUCCCCCUUACGCCUGAGCAGCUGGAGACUGUUUUUGACAGCUUGGAACAGAACAAUAAUGGAUACCUGACGCCUGUGGAGUUCAGCAUGGGACUAGGGAAGUUAAUAGGGAUUGAAUUGUAUCAAGGAGCUGGGAGCACAAAUCACUCCAGGCACGAGGAGACCUUUGAGUCAGGCUGGUCAGAUGACUUGGACCCGGCAGAUGAUGAUGAAGAGAAACGAUUCUGUUCCAUGAUGGAGCAGCUUGGAGCAGCCCAAGUGUUUGACGAUCCAAGCGAGGUUCGGGAGCUCUGGGCCCGGCUACGAAAGGAGCGUCCAGAGCUCUUGUCCAAUUUUGAGGAGUUCCUGUUGCGUGUUUCAUCGUACAUCAGGGAGGCGCAUCAUGAGAAAGAGUCUAUGGAGCAGGCAUUGAAGCGAAAAGAGACAGACCAUGACCGAGAAGUCAGGUGCCUUUAUGAAGAAAUGGAGCAACAGAUCAAAGCAGAAAGGGAGAGGCUGAUCUGCCAGGAAGCACUGAGACAUGACAGGAGUAACCUGCUUCAGAAGAAACUGCAUAGCAAAGAGCAGGAGCUAGAGAAAAUCCUCUACCGCCAGAAGAAGCUGGAACAUCAGCUACAGUCUCUGAACUCAGAGCAGCUGGAGACCCGAGUGCAGAAUGAAAGGCUCCGGCACCUGAAUGAAAACCUCCUGGAAGAGCUGGAGAAAAGCAAAUGGGAGCUGGAGGUGGCAAAGGGGCAAUUACAGAAGCUCCAGAAAGAGGCCCAGCUUGAACAGGAGCAGAAGGACAGGGAUGUGUUUAGAGUCUCCAAGAACAUGCAGAAAGAGAAACAGAGCCUCCUCCGACAGCUGGAGCUCCUCAGAGAGAUGAACAAGAAACUUCGAGAUGAGCGAGACACUUUUGAAGCCAAGAAGCUGGCACCUCAGAGCAAAAAGCUCCUGUUGAAGAAAGGGUCAGUGCUAGGCAGUUACCUGCUGGACGACAAGCCGGUCAAACGACAACUGGCUUCUGCGGACCUUCCCUUCACCUUCCCUGCGGAUGUGGCAAUGGAAGAACCCAACAGGAAGAACUGUAAAUACUUCCCAGGCAGUGGGACAGAGUUGAAGGUGGGAAAAGGCACGAACUUUGGGGAGAAGAGCGGAAAUGAGGAGAGAUGGUCAGCGGCAGCAGAUACUGAGAGGCUGAAGAUGACUUUGAAGAGUGAUGUGGACUGUAGAAAAACAGCAGAUGGAUCGGAUGAUGCUCCAUUGCCUCCCAGAGGACAGCCCAUUGGCACAGAAACCAGGCUCCAGGCACUGGAAACAGCCAGUCGUUCCCCAGAUCGCAUGUUUAAAGUGGUGUUUGUGGGCAACUCUGGCGUUGGGAAGAGUUCCUUCAUACACCGCUUUUGCUAUGACAGGUUCUUGGCGGACCUCAACGCAACCAUUGGUAUUGAUUACCAGGUGAAGAGUGUGAUGGUGGAUAACACCCAGGUUGCCUUACAGCUUUGGGAUACGGCUGGACAAGAGAGGUUUCGGAGCAUCACCAAGCAAUAUUUCCGGAAGGCGGAUGGGAUCCUGGUGAUGUACGACAUUACAGCUGAGUGCUCCUUCACGGCAGUGCGGAACUGGAUGAGCAGUGUCCAGGAAGGUAUCGAGGAUGGAGCUGUGAUCUUUCUGCUUGGAAAUAAAACGGAUGCUGUGCCGAGAGGGGCCCGGAGCGUGCCCAAGGUGGAGGGGGAAAGACUGGCAAAGGAAUGCAAGGCUGUCUUCUACGAGUGCAGCGCAAUGACUGGCUAUAACAUCAUGGAGCCCAUGCUGCACAUGGCCAGGUUACUGACAGCACAGGAAGACAGGCAGAGGGAGACUGCCCUGCAGCUGGAAGAUGUCAGCAGGAGGAAAGGGUGCUGCACCUAAGGCACGUCAGUAAGUCAGCAGGAGACACAUGCCAACACUGGUGCACAAAGCUGGGCUCCUUUCGAGCAGGCUGAAUCUGAUGGUAUCAGCUCUGCAGAGACUCGGGGAAGGUGCAAGUUUCCCCCAGCUGGGAGUGUCAGGGGACUAAAUCAGGACAAAAUGUACAUAUUAUCUGUACAGUUCCAUUUCCCACUUUUGCACAGAGCCCUGAUCUCUGGAGGCCUCUGCUGCUUUGGAGGAGCUCUGCUGGUAUUGGUUAAUGGCACAAACUGGGCCUUCUUUCUCUAGCAGUCACUUCUCUGUAAAAUGAUGAAGUCUUGUUCCUUUUGUGUCUGGCAAAGAUGUGGCCUAUCAGCAGAGAGUGGACAACAGACAUCGUGGGCAUUGUUUUAAAUAUAAGAUGUUAUUGUUCAACUGUGUAAGAAAUAAAGAGAUUAUUUUAAAUUU
Messenger RNA from Dromaius novaehollandiae (emu), 2955 nucleotides. It is a transcript of the gene CRACR2B, whose product is annotated as calcium release activated channel regulator 2B. Gene Ontology annotation, molecular function: GTP binding; GTPase activity; calcium ion binding. The coding region runs from base 196 to 2508 and encodes 770 amino acids. The transcript is spliced from 18 exons. The record is from RefSeq and is a predicted model, not a curated record. Gene Ontology annotation, biological process: vesicle-mediated transport. Lineage: Eukaryota; Metazoa; Chordata; Aves; Casuariiformes; Dromaiidae.